Dimorphilus gyrociliatus is the source of this 1683-nucleotide messenger RNA. The record is from the annotation of a GenBank genome assembly. Lineage: Eukaryota; Metazoa; Annelida; Polychaeta; Dinophilidae.
AUAGCAACAUCGCAUAGCUAUACUAGUAAAAGGUGAUUAAAAGACCCGUUUGAAAAAAUGGGUAGUAGCGCUAUUCCACAUCUAAAUAAUUUGCCACAAUGGUCAAGGAUUAAUACACUUGACAGAGCAAGAUACCCGAGAACUUUCAUGAAAGAUCAAAAGAUUCUUCAACCUAUCUCUAUUGUUCGGCGAUCAAGUGAAGAUGACGAUUCAGAGGAUAAGCCUCUAGAUGAUAAUGUAAAUCCUCAGCAGAGAAUUCAGCAUCUCGAACGUUCUAUUCGGUUUCUUCAGGAGCAACACCGUAAUGUGCUAACAAAUUUACACGAAGAAAUAGAUGAGUUGAAGAGGAGUAACAAAGAAUUACAGUUUCGAAUAGUCAUUAUGCAAAAAGAGAAAAGUACAUCGCCAAUAACAUCUCCUGUCAAUCGUACACGGCAAUAUAAACCGGCAACUAUAGAGCCUGAAAGUGAAACAUCAAAAUUGCAACCCAAGCCUCCACCUCUUCCACCUCCUGGUCAAGUUGACGAACUAAAGUUAAUCUUUCUUGAACAGGAGAUACGGGAAGUCAGGAAACAGUUAAAAGAAGAGAAGAGUAAAAAUAUAGAUCUUAAACAGCAAUUUGACGAUAUAUCUAGAGAAUAUGCAGAAUUGAAAGAAGAGCAAGAGCAAAAAAUGAUAUCAGAGGUGAGUGAACGAGAAGUGGGAUAUGACCUACCUUUGGGAGCUUCCUUAAAUCCUCUUGAAAUACAUGAUCCCUCAACCGGUUUUCCGCGUCAGCCAACAGUAGAAGAAUGUGAAAAAAUCAUAAGAACUUUACAAAUAACUAAUGAACAACAGGCUCAUGAAUUAAAUAGGCUAAAAACCGAUUUAAAAGAUGUUUUGUACUCACAUAAAUGGACUCCUGAUGCUUUCCUAUUAGCCAAAGCCUACGUUGUAGAGGAUGAAGCGAAGGAGAGGGAAUCUCACUUACCCAAAAUCCAUUCUAGGAGAAUUCCGGAAAUGUCUUACGCUCAACAAAAAGAUUCCAGUGUUUGUCUACCAGCAUUGAAACAAACUAUGGGAAACAAAGCGAUUGAACGCCGAAAAAGAACUCAGGUUCUCCAAAGGGCCAGACUUAGAAAAGAGGUUUCUAAACAAUAAUAACCACAACUAAUUCUCCGAUCUACUACUAAUUUUGACUCCUUAUUCUCUUGAUUUUUCUAUCUAUAUAAAAAAUACUAGGAUAUUUUCAAUAUGGUCAAUUAUGAACUCUUUUUUAUAUUAUCAGGCAUUCGGUGGCGAUCAGAUAACUGAAAUGACAACAGGCUUGGCAGAGAUGAACUGAACGUUUUAAAAAGCUGUUUCUUUUUGCAUAAAUUGAAUAUUGUAUUUAUAAAUAUAUAUUUAUGUUCUUGUAUACAAAAUAGAAGAAAGAUAAAAACAAAGAAACACCUGUAAAGUAAUUCCGUGUAAACCUUUAACAAACACAUAAUUAACGUUAACUGGGUUCAGUUUAAAACUUUGGUAACGCUGCUUUUAAGUGCUUAUUGAUCAUUUAAACGAUUAUUUAACAGUUAUUUCAUGUUUUAUAAAAAUACCAUUGUCGGAUUAAGUCAUUGAAGGAAUGAAAACAAUAAAGGUUUUAAGGAGAAAAUCUCUGUUAUCCAAAAUAGAGUAAUAGAGUACGAUAUUAAAAUAUAAUCA